Canariomyces notabilis is the source of this 1150-nucleotide messenger RNA. RefSeq lists its product as uncharacterized. The transcript is spliced from 2 exons. The coding region runs from base 231 to 878 and encodes 215 amino acids. The record is from RefSeq and is a predicted model, not a curated record. Lineage: Eukaryota; Fungi; Ascomycota; Sordariomycetes; Sordariales; Chaetomiaceae.
UGAACAUCACCCCAGGCGAUCGCUGCAGUGGUCAGUGGUCACUGCCUGUGAGGCUGUGAUUGUUGUGUUCCGGGCCCAGCUUGUCACCGACUCCCAAGACUGGAAGGGACUAACUUGUUGGUCAUCCUUGGCUGUUUCCUAGAUGUUGCAAGCUGGCUUGACAUAGACCAGGCACAAAGGAGUCCUAUACAAACCUACGCUGGCAACUUCAACCCAAUUGUGUGAAGAUCAUGACGACCGCCUCUUCCGGGGAGACUUCUUCUCCCGCAAGCCUAGCUCCGCCGCUCCCGACCCUGACCUUCGGGCCGGGCGGGUCUUUUUCCGUAAUCUGCACGGCGCGCAUACCGGGAACCCCAAAGUCAUGUCUCGAUGUGUUGCUCAGGGCAUCUGACUACCCGUCCUGGAACCGGUUCUGCAGAAAAUGCACCAUCGACGCCCAGCCAGAUGGACCAGUCGAGCCAGGCUCUCAAUCACCACCCGACCCGUCUGUACUACGCCUAGGCACCAAAUUCACCUUUGACGUGCACAUGGACCCAAGCUCGCCCGAAACCGGAGCCUCCGGACGGCCCACACCGCUCGAGGUCAGUGUGCUGGAGCCCAUCCACGACUCUUCUUCCUCGGGCCAUAAGGGAUGGCGGGUGGCCUGGCGGCAACGCAACGGGCUGCUUCUGCCCGCGUGGCUGCUCCGCUCCGAGCGGGUGCAGGAGCUUGUCGAGGUCGAUGGGACCCAAACCGAGUACCGCACCUGGGAGACUUUCUACGGCGUCUUGGCUCCUGUGGUGAGGCUUGCAGUGGGAAGCCAGUUGCUAGGGGGGUUUGAUGCCUGGGUGGAAGGGUUGAGGAGUAAGGUGGAGCGUGAGCGUGGAGGGAGUGUGUGAUGGAUUAUAAUGUUUGGUUGUUUCUUGAUUUGAUUGUCCUGACUGAGGUUACAAGCUCAUGGUCAAGUACUUCAUCUGCUUCGUUCUUGAAGAAUAAUGAUAAUCUAUGCUAACCCCCCGAAUUCAGUCCCCUGUCUCUCACUCUUCAAAGUACACUAUGAGCGGCCGCUCAGGAAGCCCGAGCCCCGCCGCGACUUUCUUAAGGUUGGCAUGCGCUGGGCACUCGUUGUCGUAGUACUCCAUGUCGUCGCGGUUGGCAAACAAAGUUUGCG